Lachancea meyersii CBS 8951 is the source of this 2652-nucleotide messenger RNA. The record is from the annotation of a GenBank genome assembly. Lineage: Eukaryota; Fungi; Ascomycota; Saccharomycetes; Saccharomycetales; Saccharomycetaceae.
AUGUAUCUGACAAUACAGCGGCGAUUGUGGACACUAGGAUUACAACAGCAGCUCAGAAGAACAAGCAAGACAGGCCACAGACUCAUGAGAACAACCGUGCCGGUUUCAGCAUUGCAACAAUAUGCCAAACGUGCCAAGACGUGGGAUUCCCACGAACUUUGCCAGCUCUUGUCUGAUUCAGACGGAUGGGACGACCUGAUGGAGGAGCAGGAAAGCCCGCGCAGGAAAGUGCUUAGCGGCAGUCAACGACCCGGGGAAGAGGAGCAUGAUAAAAAGAAGGUCAACAAUGAUGAAAACGAGGUGAAUGACGACGACGACGACAUGCAGGUCCUGUUUGAGCGACCGGCUGCCGUGGCAGCUAAAACAGAUAGUAAGAGGCAGCUGGUCCAGUUCUUGCAGCGUAUUUCGUCGCGAAGCGCUACUGCAACGCUAGCAACACGCUCCACAAGCGUCCCACAGGAUCGACCACCCAUGUUGUCGUCGGUCCUCCCGUUGAAACCCAAGGGAGCCAGAAGCCUCACGACAGGGGCAAUCACACAGACCAGGAGCACGGAAAAAGUGAGUUUAGCGGCGUAUGCCAGAGAACAAGACAUUGCAGCUCGAGAAGUUGGCGGGCCUGGCAUCGCAAUGAGUCGAUCACCAUCGCUCGAAAAUCCCAAUUGCUCUUCACCGCCGCUUUCCACCGAUGAAGACGUGGAUUCCGUAGAAGCGCAACAAAAAAGACCGUCAAGGCGAUCCAAGAACCACGAGCUGGUGUUUUUGACGCAGAAAACUGAGCGAGAAGGCUCCGAAGAAGUGGCUUCGAGGUCGAAUAGCACAGUCACUAAAAAACUCGUACAGGGCCUCGUGCUAAGCGAAGAGCAAGAAUCGGUAAUAGAAUUAGCGAAGAAGGGUCACAAUCUAUUUUACACUGGUAGUGCUGGUACUGGGAAAUCCGUUUUAUUACGUGUGUUGAUAAAGACGUUGCGAAGGAAAUACGGUGAGGGAAGCGUCGCAGUUACAGCAUCGACAGGACUGGCAGCUUGUAAUAUUGGUGGUAUAACAGUACAUUCUUUUGCUGGGGUCGGAUUGGCGCUUGGAGACAAGAAGAGUUUACUGAAGAAAGUCAGAAGGUCAAAAAAGCAUUGCACUCGCUGGGCUACCAUUGCUGCUCUCGUGAUUGAUGAAGUUUCGAUGAUCGAUGGUGAUCUUUUAGAUAAACUGGACUUCAUUGCUAAAUCGCUACGUAAAAGCCAUGCGCCCUUUGGUGGAAUUCAGAUCAUCUUGUCUGGUGAUUUCUUUCAGCUUCCGCCCGUCAACAAGAACAACAAUGAUGUCACCAAAUUCGCAUUUCAUGCUCAAGCCUGGAAAGAAGCCAUUGAUGCCACUAUCAUGCUGCAAAAAGUUUUCCGACAGCAAAGCGAUGCUGAGUUUGUUAAAAUGCUGAACGAAAUGAGAAUGGGAAACAUAUCAGCGGAAACUGAAAUAGAUUUCAGAAAACUGAGUCGACCUUUGCCAGUAGAUGAUAUUAUACCUGCCGAACUCUACAGCACUAGAAAUGAAGUGGACAGGGCCAACAUGUCGCGUUUAAAUGGCCUUCCAGGCAGAUGCCACACGUAUAAUGCCAUCGAUGGUGGUGACAUGAAAGAUGAAAUUCAAAAGGAGAAACUACUAUCCAAUUUUCUGGCACCUAAAGAACUCAAACUCAAAGUUGGUGCGCAGGUAAUGAUGAUCAAAAAUAUCGAUGAGACUUUGGUCAAUGGUUCACUAGGUAAAAUCAUUGAUUUUAUAGACCAGAAAACUUACAUGUUUUAUGACACUGUGAGAAAUGAUCCAGACAUUGAAACAUCCAGACUAGAAGCUAUGCUGCAAGGUAAAGUGCAGAUGAACGACCCCAACGAAGACGAUGAGGCUAAUCAAAAGGUUAUCAGGAAAAAAAGCAUCAAAGACUCAUUCUGCAAACUUGGAAGUCAAUUGCCUCAUGACAAACUGGAUGAAAGUAUUUUCGAUUUUCUGAUGACAGAUACAGACAAAUUAACGGGAAGUCAGAGAGCCAACAUAGAGAGAAAAAAAGAGCUUUUGGAAGAGAUAAGGCUAAGCUCAACCGGCCGCAAGCUUCCUUUUGUGAGAUUUCUUACUCCGGACGGAUCGUCACGACUGGUUUUAGUACAGCCCGAGGACUGGGCUGUGGAGGAUGAACAUCAAAAGCCUCUUGUAAGCAGAAUUCAGCUGCCCUUGAUGCUAGCUUGGGCUUUGUCUAUUCAUAAGUCGCAAGGACAGACGCUACCUAAAGUUAAAGUGGAUUUGAGAAGAAUUUUUGAAAAAGGACAAGCCUACGUUGCCCUUUCGCGUGCAACUUCAAGGGAAGGGCUACAGGUUCUCAACUUCAACAAAUCAAAAGUACAAGCACAUGAAAGUGUGAUAGAGUUUUAUCGCACACUGACCUCGGCUCAUGAGGCCAAAAAGCGUUUUGUGGAUAGUACUUCGACAAAGAAUGGUCUUUCAUAUGCUCCGAAAGUCGCAGCAAAAGCAACUCACAAGCAUCAGGAUGAGCGGCAGGACCGAAUCACCUCAAUGCUUCGAAGCAAGAACAAAAAGAACUCGUUUGGGUUGAAUUUCGAUAAAUUGGACGUUGCACAGAAUGGCAAUGUGGAUCUCGACUUUCAGCACUAA